UGGGACCUCUGAAAUGGAGGUUCACAAUCAGAGCACCUGAACUAAUGUCUAUAAAUGUGGAAGAGAAAAACUCUAGUCUAUACUCUCUCUGGAUUGGAGACCGCCUUAAGGCUCCCAUGGUCUUAAGAGACAAGGUCGCUGUGAUUUUAGCUAACAUUAAUUACUGAUAUGACUGAUCUGAUUGUGGGCUUAAAAACCGUUUUCACGUGUACAAACUAAAGAGGAUUAUAUCCAAAAAUAUUUUCCUAACGUUGAUUUAUUCAGCAAAAGUUUGACCUCAUAAUUUGAUUCAAAAAUGUUUUAUUCAUUCCAAAAUAUGACAUUGUAACGAUGGCCUGCUACAUCAUAUGAAAGCCAGUCACUUUAAAAUAACAACACUUACUACUUUGCAUCCAGACCUUGUGCUCCAAAUACACAUUACUCAGCAGUAGUUUGUCAAAGUGACUCACUCUAAUUUUAAAAUGUCAACAACUAUAAGUGCUAGAGCAAAUCAGGGGGGUCAACCGAAGAUUUAUCCCCUGGGAAACUUUUAAUAUCACUUUUACAAGUCUGAUGGAUGUCAAACUAAAUUUGUGACUAAGAAUUUUUGUCCUUUUUUUUAAGCCUUUGGGGACAAAUCCAACACUUAAAAGUCAUUCAAAAUAUUUUUCAGCUGACCUGAUUAUCUGAGGUGACCAAACGAACACCUCAGAUCUUGGUUUUAAAGUCAUGGUGGACCCUUCAAUUUUUUUGUAAUUUUUUUAGGGGAUUAGGUUCAGAAACCAGGGGGAUAAACAAACCUUUUGCAGAGCCAUGCAAGACAGAGGCCAUCUGCAGUUCACAUGCGGUGUUAUAAUUAUUGAAGCAAAGCCUGAGUCAUGUCUGACAUAACUGUUUCAUCAGAUCGCUUCUUGGUCAACACCCAUUUCUGGAAUUGCAAACUGCAUUUUUCAUCACUUAGCAGUCUAGAAAUUCCACUUUCUAAUUGCAUUGUUUGCCGUUUAUGGGAAUCAGGUUAUUUUCACUUAUUUCUCAGAAACAAUAAGCGGGGACCUGGGGAGACUAAUUGGUGACAGAAGUACACAGUUCCAGUUGGGAUUUUGAAAUCAGGGGCAUUUAAAGGGGAAUCUGUUUCAAUUUGAAGCUUGCACGUGGUACUUCAUGGAUGCAGAUUUCAACAUAACUUUCAUGCAGGUGGAUAAGAACUAAAAGUCAAACAAGGUUGAGUAUCCACCUUUCACUGUAAGACUGGUGGUGUACACUCAGCGGAUGCUCUUGUACUCUGUUCCAUUGAGUUUAUUAUGGCGUUCAGUGUUGAAUUUACCUGCCAAUCUCUUCCGCUGUUUCAGGUUCAUCAAUGAACUGCUUGUGUUAUGGAUCAGUGGUAGACCGUAUGGUCUCCAUUGCUCUCUGAGGCUCCUCUGUUGUUGUGAUCAUUAGUCUCUUUGGGGUGUCGACGGAUUCAGCUUCUGUUAGCCAUUUGCUUCCAUUGAAUCACAGUGUGACGUCAGGAGUCACUGUGACGGAACAGGAACUCAACAGAAGGUUGGAGGAGAAAUGGAAUCUUCCACCAACUUUUUCGUUCAAUCCUUGCUGGCGAACACACCGACUUGAGAAAAAAUGUGCUCGUUUUCGACGAGAAACCUCCCUUAAACCAUUUCCCUUGAAACGUCUAUCGACGUCACGUGACUUUAACAACCGUACGCCGACACCUUUAAAGCCUAUGAGCUUUUGAGACCUUUGAAGAUGGGGAUUGGCAUUUCGUCUCCAUCCUGGGACUACGAGAUGGAGCAUUACCUGGGCAGUGGCGCCUACGGAGCGGUUGUCCAGAGCAAGAAACUGGGCACCAAUGAGACGGUGGCUUUAAAAGUCAUCAAGAACGAGAGAUACAUGGAAAUAGCAAAGAAAGAGGUGGAGAUACUUCAGUACUUGAAAGGACUUGGCUCAGACAAGUUCAACAUCGUCAUGUUGAAUGACUCCUUCACCCAUGUGGGAUGUUAUUAUAUGGAGUUUGAGAAACUGGAUAUAAAUCUGACGGACUUCUUGCGGAAGAAGCCACAACGCUCCCUGGAACAAAAGGACAUUUGUCCCAUUGUACAUCAGCUGGCCACAGCUCUGGACUUUCUUCAUAGUGUGGGGAUUGUUCAUGCAGACCUAAAGCCAGAAAAUAUUAUGAUCGUGGACGAAGUACAAAAACCUGUGACGGUCAAAAUCAUUGACUUUGGUUUGGCCCUAAAAAAUCCAGAGGAACAUAGAGGAGCAGUUCUUCAGACCCUUUGGUACAGAUGUCCAGAGGUCCUGCUGGGAGCUCCCUUUAGUGGAGCGAUAGAUGUUUGGUCUCUGGGUUGCAUUGUUGUGGAAAUGUUUACCGGUUCUGCUUUGUUCCCUGGAGAGGAUGAAAGCGAAAUGAUGAAACACAUUGUCCUCACCUUUGGAAAUCCACCAGAAUAUCUGCUAAAUUCAGGGCUGAAUACCAUGCAGUUCUUCAACAAAAAUGAUGGAGAAGAGGAACCAUGUGGCCAGUGGACAUUGAGGAGAAACACUGAAAUAGGAAACAUAAACUUCAUUCCACAGAGGACUCUGGAUUUCCUCAACAUGUUGCGUGAAAACGUGUCGGAUGAAAAUGCAGGUGAAAGCGAGCGGGAUAGUUUUGUCAAGCUGGUAGCAGACAUGCUGAAGGUGGAUUCAGCUAAAAGGAUCUCACCAAGCGAAAUUCUUCUGCAUCCGUUUGUCGCCAAGAGCCGGUUGGUGGACAAUAGCAUCCAUGGGAAGUCCUCCAGCAGUGCUGGAAGUAAAACAAAAAUAGACCAAAAUGACAACGCGGAAUCUGGAAACAGAAGCCCAGACGGCAUCCCAGCUAAAAGGAGAAAGGAGUGUGAAGAUGUAGAGAUGAUAUGUGCACAGACGAGCCCAUCAAUGUCACCUUAACGGAAAUGACAAAGAGAUGAUUUUGUGAUAUAGAUAUAAUCGGAUGAAACCUCAAACCUCAGCAAAGAAGAGGAGAAUAAACCGUAACGGUAAGACUCCAGUGACCAAAGAGAGCAAAACUUGUUCUGCCUCAUCAUUUACAGUAGGAUGUUGACCUCAGGAAGAGGAGGAUAGAUGAUGAAGAGGCUUCAGAAUCAGACAAAGCCUCGCCUGAUAAGAAAAGGAAGAGAGGAUGUCUCUCUAACUUUGGGGGAAAAAAGCUAUUUUUGUCGUCAGUAGUUACCUUGCCGCUUUCAGAUGGCCAUUUAAGUAAGAAACAAACUCUCUUCCAGCUAGCUCCUAUCGUCACUCAGACGUUUGACAAGUCUCUCGAACUGUGUGUGCGGCUUCUUCCUGUUUCAAAUGAUCCAAUCAUCCUGAUGCCCAAGAAAGCCGCCAUCAGGCCCAUUGCCCUGAUCAGGAAAUAACUUUGAAUGACAGAUCUGAAGUAUAUCCUAGGCCCCUUGUGCAACCCUCUGCUGACGAAGUAGUCAACAUGGAACAGUACGUUGUCCCGCAUUUCCUACGAUAGCAUAAGAAGUCCAACCUGCCUCAGAUCGAUGUCGCUGGCCCUUCCGUCCUGCCUGCAGGACUUGUACCGGGCAGCUAACACCUCUCCUGUCUACACACAUCCCUGACAUGGUGUGUCUGGUGAGGCGGUAUAGAGCUCUACAUGCAAAAAGCCAUACACCACAGAUGACUGCUACUGUGAACUAGAAUGAAUAAAAUAAACUGAAAUAACCA
Messenger RNA from Poecilia reticulata (guppy), 3690 nucleotides. The record is from RefSeq and is a predicted model, not a curated record. NCBI's taxonomy places the organism in Eukaryota, Metazoa, Chordata, Actinopteri, Cyprinodontiformes, Poeciliidae.